GGCCGCCUUCCUCGGGCCCGCCACCGUCCAGCCGCGCUCGACGGGCCGCCAUGCGCCUGCCCCGGGCCGCCUCCCCCUGCGGCCUGGCAUGGGCACCCCUCGUCCUGGGCCUCUGUGCUUUCCUGGCCGCCUCCUCCUAUUCCUACUCCCUGGCGCCGGUGAAGAAGAUGCUCCCCUACCCCUCGGAGGACACAGACUGCCAGGACCCGGAGAAGGAGUACUACCUGUUCGAGCAUGGGCUAUGCUGUUCCCGCUGCCCGCCAGGCCAACACGUCGCAGUCCCGUGUAUGGGCAACCAGGACACCACCUGCGCCCCGUGCAGCCAGAAUUCCUACAAUGAGAAGUGGAACCACCUUUACUACUGCCAGUUGUGCCGGCCGUGCGACGCCGUGCUGGGCUUCCAGAUGCUUUCGCCUUGCACCAGGCAAAAACAAACUCAAUGCACCUGCCUGCCCGAGAUGGCUUGUGCCACUGAGGACCCCUCCAACUGUAACCACUGCGAGAGUCUGCCCCACUGCAAGCCUGGCACGGAAGCCACCCUGGAAGGUGAAGUCCAAAGCGUGGACAGCUACUGCGUGGCCUGCAAAGCAGGAUUCUUCCAGAAUGACACGUCCCUCAAGGCUCGAUGCAGGCCCCACACCCGAUGUGAGGCCCAUGGCCUAGUGGAGGUAGCGCCGGGCACCGCCACGUCCGACACCAGUUGUGGACAUCCAACAGAGCCCCCCAAGUUAUCAGAGUCUCCUCCAAUGACACCGAUCCCGAAAGGGCCAGAAGACACGCUGCUAUUGGCCAUCCUGCUGCCGCUGGUCUUCUUUCUGUUGCUUAUCAUCGUCUUGGCUUGGAAGAGUCACCCUUCGCUCUGCAGAAAGCUUGGCUCCCUGCUCAAGAGGCGCCCAGAGGGAGGAGAAUCUGCUGCUGUGAAUGAAAGCUGGGAGCCCCAGAGGGCGAACCAGCAUUUCCCUGAUCUGGUAAAGCCACUUCUGCCAUUUUCUGGAGACGUGGCCCCUGCCCUGGCUGGGCCCCCCAUCAUCCCAGAUGUGGAGAAGGAAGUGCCACAACAACGAAUCCCUGAGGACCAGUCCAACGAGCUGGAUACUGAGCCUCCUGACCAAGGUCAAGUGGCUCAUGGUACCAACGGCAUUCAUGUCACUGGUGGGUCUGUGACUGUCACUGGCAACAUCUACAUCUACAAUGGACCAGUCUUAGGGGGCGCACAGGACUCUGGAGAUCCCCCAGCUUCCCCAGAUCCUCCGUACCCUAUUCCAGAAGAGGGGGCCCCGGGCCCUCCUGGCCUCUCCACUCCUUACCAGGAAGAUGGCAAAGCCUGUCACCUGGCUGAAACUGAGACUCUGGGAUAUCACGCCCUCUAACAGGAACUAAGACCCAAUCUGUCACCCAAGCCUGGUGGCAUCUGGGAAAAGCCAGAAGAAAGCGGGGUUUCCCGUGCAUCUUCGCUUUGAGCGGCCUGACCUGCACAGGACCCAGGGCACUUUGGGCAGCCCAAGGAGUCAGUCCUACUGGGAGGGGCUGGGGCUCCACCCCUGUGUGAGAACAGGUUCUGCAGACUGUGACCGAAGCCAGUUGAGCCUGCAUCACAGCCCCUCUCUUCCCAGGCAGGGUGCUGUGCCAGCUAUGCUUCAGGUGCCCUCAAGCCCAAGACACUAGCUGCCACCCACCAUUGGCACUCUACACCCCAAGCAUGCUACAGGAGAGAGCCUGCUGACCGGCCACUUGGGAGGACACCCUUGGGGCCUCCGGCAGAUUCCUGGUGCUCAUGCCCAAGCUUCUGAGAGCCUCCAGGCACCCACACUUCCCCUGGACAGAGAUGAACCCCAGAUGAUGAAGAUGGAGUGUCACUGAAGAUCUCCCGUUUCCCACGGAGCAAAGGGAGUCACAAUGGAGCAUUGGAGAGGCAGGGGUGUGUGGGCAUGAGGGAAAGUUCUGGAGGAAAAAAAAAGCAAGUGUAUUUACAAAAUGUAACCACAUGCAAAUAAAGAGGAUUUGAGAUAAA
Messenger RNA from Suncus etruscus (white-toothed pygmy shrew), 2011 nucleotides. RefSeq names its product lymphotoxin beta receptor (gene LTBR). NCBI's taxonomy places the organism in Eukaryota, Metazoa, Chordata, Mammalia, Eulipotyphla, Soricidae. The transcript is spliced from 10 exons. The record is from RefSeq and is a predicted model, not a curated record. Gene Ontology annotation, biological process: immune response; positive regulation of canonical NF-kappaB signal transduction; hematopoietic or lymphoid organ development. The coding region runs from base 51 to 1370 and encodes 439 amino acids. Gene Ontology annotation, molecular function: ubiquitin protein ligase binding.